Molecule: messenger RNA, 3250 nt
Organism: Trichosurus vulpecula (common brushtail)
Lineage: Eukaryota; Metazoa; Chordata; Mammalia; Diprotodontia; Phalangeridae
Gene: LRRFIP2
Product: LRR binding FLII interacting protein 2
Exons: 28
Coding region: 271-2424 (717 amino acids)
Biological process (GO): regulation of DNA-templated transcription
Source: RefSeq, a predicted model, not a curated record
CCGCUGCCGCUGCCCGGAGGAGAGAGAAGGCCAAACUCGCGUGACCCGGACCCCCGGUCCUUGACCCGGACCCCGGACCCGUGUUCGCGCCUGCGCCCGAGCCUGAGUCGAGCCGCCCGCCCCGACCACUGGGGGCCCGGGCCGGGGCAGGGGCGGGGGCAGGGGCCGGGCCGGGGCGCAGCCCCUCCUGCCCCGCGCCCGCAGCCGCAGGGUUAAAAGCUUGCUGGUGGCACUCAAUGAAAAGAAUCAUUAAAUAUUCAGGAAAACAAAAUGGGGACCCCUGGUUCUGGAAGGAAGAGAACCCCAGUAAAAGAUCGAUUCUCUGCCGAAGAUGAAGCUUUGAGCAACAUCGCUCGAGAGGCCGAGGCCAGGCUAGCAGCCAAGCGGGCUGCCCGGGCCGAAGCAAGAGACAUCCGGAUGAGGGAGCUGGAGCGGCAGCAGAAGGAGCACUCCCAUCGUUCCUAUGAUCGAAAAUGGGGCCAGAUUCAGAAGUGGAUGGAAGAUGCAGAAAGGGCCAGGUAUUCUCACCGGUCCAGUCACCAUCGUCCUCACCUGGGAGUUGAGGAUGUACUGUCCGCUCGAAAUAUUGGCAGUCACAGGUAUGAUACUCUGAAGGCUCGCUCCACGAAGCAUUCGUCUGCAAGCCAUGCUUAUGGUGACUCUUAUGGCACGAAGAGGAGGUCGUCUAGCUCCUACAAAGAUCCCUUGAAAGGCCUCUACUAUGACCAGAGGAACUACAGCAGCCUUAAACACAGCAAGUCCCCCUCCACCUACUACACUCGGUCUUCUUCCUUGUGCAGUGACCCUCUGGCAACUUCUAAACUUCACAGGGUUUCAAGUACAGUAGACACUGGUCUGAUGAGAAGCGCAAGUUUGGCAUCUCUCGGUGAUGUGGGGUUAUAUAGCCCAUACAGUUCUCGAACACCAUCGGAAUAUAGUUACUCAUCGAGAGCAAGUUCGUCCCGGAGCAGCCCUGUGUUUUCAGAUGAUGAUGCCAGAAGCCUUGCAUCCUCAGGUCAUGCCAGCCAAGGGCGAAGAACUAGUGUGGUGUCCGCCGCCGAUUACUUUAGUCGUUCCAGUCGGAGGGGCAGUGUUGUCUCUGAUGUGGAUGAUGUCGUUAUCCCAGAUUUGAGCAGCUUGGAUGAAAAGUGUGACAAACAGUAUGCUGAGACUUAUACCAGGCCUUCUUCUCGCAAUUCUGCAACUACACCCCUGAGUGGGAGCGCCUCCCGUCGAGGGAGCGGAGACACGGGCAGCUUCGUGGACCCUGACGCUUCCUUAAGUGAAUUACGGGAUAUCUAUGAUCUUAAGGACCAGAUACAAGAUGUAGAAGGGAGAUACAUGCAGGGUCUUAAGGAGCUCAAGGACUCUUUGGCGGCCGUGGAGGAGAAAUACAAGAAAGCCAUGGUUUCCAAUGCUCAGCUCGACAAUGAAAAGAACACCUUGAUCUACCAAGUGGACACGCUGAAGGACGCGCUUGAGGGACAAGAAGAGCAGAUGGCGGAAUUCUACCGUGAGAAUGAGGAGAAAUCCAAGGAGCUGGAACGACAGAAGCACCUGUGUACCGUGCUACAGCACAAGAUGGAGAUGCUGAAGGAGGGCCUGCGCCAGCGUGAUGAACUCAUUGAGGAGAAGCGAUGCAUGCAGCAGAGAGUAGACACCAUAACCAAAGAGUUGUUUGACCUCCAGGAGACACUUAUUUGGAAAGAUAAAAAAAUUGGGGCCCUAGAGAGGCAGAGAGAGUCCCUUGACUGCAUUAGGAAUGAGCGAGAUGCGCUCAGAGAGGAGUUGGCCGAGCUGAAGGAAACCCUGGAGACAGGAGAGAAGCAUGGUUUAGUUAUAAUCCCCGAUGGCACUCCAAAUGGUGACGUCAGUCAUGAGCCUGUGGCAGGUGCCAUCACAGUGGUGUCUCAGGAAGCAGCUCAGGUCUUGGAAUCUGCAGGGGAAGGGCCCCUAGAUGUGAGGCUGCGAAAACUUGCCGGAGAAAAAGAGGAGCUGCUGUCCCAGAUCAGAAAGCUGAAGCUGCAGCUGGAGGAAGAAAGACAGAAGUGCUCGAGGCACGACGGCACGUUUGGAGACCCAGGGGGACUGGAGAACGGCUCAGACCUGCAGUUCAUUGAGAUGCAGAGAGAUGCCAACAGACAGAUUAGUGAAUACAAAUUCAGACUUUCAAAGGCAGAACAAGAUAUAACGACCAUGGAGCAAAACAUUGGGAGGCUGGAAGGGCAGGUGGCCAGGUACAAGAGUGCGGCAGAGAACGCAGAGAAAGUGGAGGAUGAACUCAAAGCCGACAAGAGGAGGCUCCAGCGCGAGUUACGGACGGCCCUGGAUAAGAUAGAGGAGAUGGAGAUGACCAACAGUCACCUAGUGAAGAGGCUGGAGAAGAUGAAGGCCAACCGGACGGCCCUCCUGUCCCAGCAGUAGACAGCAGCGCUCGGUCUGCGGCCUCCUCACUUGGGACUCUGCCCACCUGGGCCUCUCCCUGGGCUUGGGUUAACUCAGACUUUUCCCCACCAUUGACACAAACCAUUUGAAUACCCAGCUGUUCAGUAAUAUUUUUGUUUGAUGAUUAAAGUGGCAUCCUUUUACUGUGUAAUUUAUGAGAGAAUGAAACCGGUUUGAAUCUGUGAAUGAAUUGGUUUUUAUUAGCAGUUUGAGUCUAGAGGAAGAGCUGGUCGACCCCUAUGAUUUUGAGUUGUAGAAUCCCGGCUCCCCUCCGCUCUCCCUCCUUCCUGCCUGAGGGCUCGGAGGCACCUGCCAACGCCCAGACGAGCAGAGGAGGAGACGAGGAGGAGACGGCUCCUGCACCUGCUUCCUGACAGACUUGCUCGAGACAUCCUGCAACACAAGUGCCUUCUCCGUGGUGCAAUUCAGACACAUUCACCCUGAAAAUCAAAUAAUGUUUAUAUUUUUAAGAGAGACACGUGGGGCUAGGGGAAUAUGUUCAGUGAACUUUAUAUGUUUUAAUGGAAACUUUUUUGUAAAAUAUUUAAAUUUAUAUCAGAAAAUGUAAAUGUAUGUAAACUUGCUUUAUUGCAUGGGUCAUGGCACACCUAAGGUCCUGGUUUGUUGUCACGGGAUGACCGAGGCCCGACACUCUGAAGAGUAGGGACAAGAUGUUGUACGCCGUCGACUGUAUUUCAUCUGCUGCUUACUCUCGGGAUGAGGGCGGAGGGAUCAGGUGGGGGGGCUGGGCCAGGUAGGCGGGUAUCUGGACAGAGAUGCUAUUAAACAGACACUUUCCAGACCA